This is a messenger RNA of Nerophis lumbriciformis (worm pipefish), 841 nucleotides long. It is a transcript of the gene tmco1, whose product is annotated as transmembrane and coiled-coil domains 1. NCBI's taxonomy places the organism in Eukaryota, Metazoa, Chordata, Actinopteri, Syngnathiformes, Syngnathidae. Gene Ontology annotation, biological process: endoplasmic reticulum calcium ion homeostasis. Gene Ontology annotation, cellular component: endoplasmic reticulum; cytoplasm; endoplasmic reticulum membrane. The record is from RefSeq and is a predicted model, not a curated record. Gene Ontology annotation, molecular function: calcium channel activity.
CCAUUUGGCAACGCUGACCCGGAAGUACUUCGCUGACCUUUUCGCCGCUGCUUCUUGAAAGCGUGAUUAGACGUCUUCUGCUCUUACAAAAACAACAUUUUUGUAAGUAAUAAUCGGACUGUCGCCAGGGGAGGAGUGCCGAUAUGAGUACCAUGUUUCCAGACACAAUCCUCAUCGUCUUCAUCUCCGUGUGCACCGCCCUGUUAGCCGAAGGAAUCACCUGGGUGCUGGUGUAUCGCACUGAGAAGUACAAGAGGCUGAAGGCUGAGGUGGAAAAGCAGAGCAAGAAACUGGAGAAGAAAAAGGAAACCAUUACAGAAUCUGCAGGCCGCCAACAAAAGAAGAAAAUAGAGAGACAAGAAGAGAAGCUGAAGAACAACAACAGAGACUUGUCUAUGGUGCGAAUGAAGUCCAUGUUUGCUAUCGGCUUCUGCUUCACGGCUUUGAUGGGCAUGUUCAACUCCAUUUUUGACGGGCGAGUGGUGGCCAAGCUGCCGUUUGUUCCGCUGUCUUACAUUCAGGGUCUGUCACAUCGCAACCUGCUGGGCGAGGAUUACACCGACUGUUCCUUUAUCUUCCUCUACAUCCUCUGCACCAUGUCCAUCAGACAGAACAUCCAGAAGAUGUUGGGCCUCGCCCCCUCCAGAGCGGCGACCAAACAGGCGGGGGGCUUCUUGGGACCACCUCCCCAGGCCGCCAAGUUUUCCUAAUCCACUUCAGGAGGGACUUCAUUGAACCGCAAAUGUUUUUCCCCAUUUCGACCAAGAAUUGACACAACGAUACUUUUGUCAGUAUUCACUGUCACGUCUGUAGAAAUAAAGUUUUAUUGAUACAUUUUAAA